AUGGAAAGAAGCUAUCACUCAACCAUCGCGGAAGAUGCUCAAGAUGUGCCUCCCAGUGAGGCGAGAUUAAAGAAUCCUCCAAAGCUCAUGACUCGUUCACCAAGUUCUACUGUUUCAGUCUCAUCCACAGUAGCCAGGGCAUCGACGCCCACUUCUUCGCCGAAAUCGACAAAAAACCAGGUACAUCAAUCGGGAAAUGCAUCCAGUAUCAGUGACCGUGAUCCAGAUGCAGAUUCCACAUCAGUAGCCCCUCAGAAUCCCACCUCUCAUCCAUUUGCCCAUACAACCGCCAAGUUGGUUCUCAUUCCUUCAGUUUCGACCGUGGAUGGCAUCGAUGUGGAGGAGGAGGCCAGGCUCUAUGAUGAGCUGAGCAGAACCUACGAGGACGAAACUGACGAUUUCACGCGUUCGAAUACCCCUGUGCGCACAGCUAGGCCAGCGAAGCAAUCUUCUUCCAGUCGGCCCCGCCCGCGAUCUCUACCACCUGAAUCAAUAUUCUCUGCCGAUAUCUUCCUCGCAGACAACACUGGGAACACCCCUGCGGGAGCCGCUCCCCUCUUCGCACAAGAUGUGCGCAUUGCAGGCUGGUCAACCGUUGGAGACGGCGGGGGCAAAUUCGGCUCGAGCAAAACCAUAGGAGGCAGCGGUGCAUAUGUUGUUUAUGACUGUGUAAUCACAACGCGGGAAGGAACGACAAUGCACGUUCUGAAGCGAUAUAGUGCCUUCGAGGAGCUGAGGUCAAGUCUAAAGAGGACAUUACCUUCAUCGUUACUUCCUCUCAUACCCUCCCUUCCUCCCAAGUCCGCUCUGGGGCGUUUCAGACCUGCAUUUUUGGAUUCUCGGAGGAAACUCCUUCAAUUCUUUCUGGCAUCUGUUUUAUUGCAUCCAGAAAUUGGUGGGCGGGAUGUCAUAUCAUCUUCAACGAUCGCCUAUGACAACAUCAAAAUGCCCGAAUCUAAAAUCAUUUAA
Molecule: messenger RNA, 969 nt
Organism: Psilocybe cubensis
Lineage: Eukaryota; Fungi; Basidiomycota; Agaricomycetes; Agaricales; Agrocybaceae
Exons: 4
Coding region: 1-969 (322 amino acids)
Cellular component (GO): endosome
Molecular function (GO): phosphatidylinositol binding
Source: RefSeq, a predicted model, not a curated record